AUGAGCAAUUCGUCGGCAAUAGCCUCCUCGAAAUCAAAAGCAGCUUCGGCACAACCCUCAGAGUCAUCUUCAUCCAAGCGCAAGAGAGGAGUUUUCCAAAGAGAAUUGCAGCACAUGAUGUACGGUUUCGGAGAUGAUCCUAAUCCACUUCCUGAAAGUGUCGCACUUAUGGAUGACAUCGUCGUAGAAUAUAUUACAGAACUGGUACAUAAAGCACAAGAUAUUGGAUCACAGAGGGGGAAGCUAUCAGUUGAGGAUUUCCUCUAUUUGAUUCGCAAGGAUUUGCCAAAACUUAACCGUUGCACAGAGCUGUUGUCUAUGAAUGAAGAGCUGAAACAAGCAAGAAAGCUUUUUGAACACGAUGAAGAGAAUCUAAGGAAGGUUUUUGAGGGGGAUGAACCAGCAGAAGGAUGA
This is a messenger RNA of Lathyrus sativus (Indian pea), 414 nucleotides long. The record is from the annotation of a GenBank genome assembly. NCBI's taxonomy places the organism in Eukaryota, Viridiplantae, Streptophyta, Magnoliopsida, Fabales, Fabaceae.